GUCGGUGGCAUUGACUGGUGUCUAUGGCCAAGGGCAAUCUCGUGUGCCGAUAUUCCCAAAUUCCACAGCUUUGACGAACAUGGAACACAUUGAGCAAAACGAAAAGGCUUUCCAGAAGCAGGACGGUGUCUUCCUUGCCUCGAAGAAGUUCGCCGGCAAGAAGUCGGGCCCGCGCUUCUACAAGUCGAUCGGCCUUGGCUUCAAGACGCCCAAGACCGCCAUCGAGGGUGCCUACGUCGACAAGAAGUGCCCCUUCACGGGCAACGUUUCGAUCCGUGGCCGUAUCCUCAAGGGCGUUGUCCUCUCGACCAAGAUGAAGCGCACGAUCAUCGUCCGCCGUGACUACUUGCACUUCAUCAAGAAGUACAAGCGUUUCGAGAAGCGCCACAAGAACGUGGCCGCCCACGUCUCGCCCGCGUUCCGCGUCAAGGAAGGCGAUGUCGUGACCAUCGGUCAGUGCCGCCCGCUCUCCAAGACGGUCCGCUUCAACGUCGUUGAGGUCGAAGCCGCCUCGGAGACCAAGCCCAUCAACGUCCGCAAGCAGUUCCGCCAGUUCUAAGCGCUCGGCGAAUGCACAUUGUCGAGAGCGAUAACGAGACAACAAUGAAUUUGGGUUGAUCUUUACUCCUCC
This is a messenger RNA of Saprolegnia diclina VS20, 631 nucleotides long. Its product is annotated as 40S ribosomal protein S11. The coding region runs from base 80 to 559 and encodes 159 amino acids. Gene Ontology annotation, biological process: translation. The record is from RefSeq and is a predicted model, not a curated record. The transcript has 2 exons. Gene Ontology annotation, molecular function: structural constituent of ribosome. Lineage: Eukaryota; Oomycota; Saprolegniomycetes; Saprolegniales; Saprolegniaceae. Gene Ontology annotation, cellular component: cytosolic small ribosomal subunit; ribosome.